Peronospora matthiolae is the source of this 249-nucleotide messenger RNA. The record is from the annotation of a GenBank genome assembly. Lineage: Eukaryota; Oomycota; Peronosporomycetes; Peronosporales; Peronosporaceae.
AUGGUGGACACUGCCUCGAAGCAUCGAGCUGAGUUUGCCUUUGCUCAGCUUGAGAACGAGAGAUCUCUGACAUCUCUUCGUGACGAGCUAAGGGUAGCUCGUGGGAUUGUUGAUCGGUCUCGGGCUGAGAUAACUGCUCUUCAGACCCUUGUUGAUGCCCACCAUCGGGAGCACAAGGCUCUCUGCGAGAUGCUUGAGCGCAAGGGCGUUCUUCAUCGGAAGAAGCAGCGUACUGGUGGUACGGCUUAA